Molecule: messenger RNA, 1162 nt
Organism: Triticum dicoccoides
Lineage: Eukaryota; Viridiplantae; Streptophyta; Magnoliopsida; Poales; Poaceae
Exons: 2
Coding region: 390-920 (176 amino acids)
Source: RefSeq, a predicted model, not a curated record
AUGGAGCUAGCCGAACCAUCUGCAAACGCACACACACACAAAAGAAAACGAACCCACCCCACGCACCCUUGCCAACGCCUCGACGGCCCCCGCUCCUAUCCCCUCCACCUUUGCCUUGCCGUCCCACCUCCCUCCGCCACGCCCUCCCAGCAAGCCACCGCACCAUCCCAUCUUCCUCCAAGCCCACUUCGACGAGCCCCACCGUGCUACGGCGCUCCGCCCCCGACCAACCUUCCCACCCGCCGGCUUGCUGCGUGCACCCACGCAGUGUACUGCACGGGCGCCUUAGAUCCACCGGCGGCGCAACGAAGCAGACCACAGGGCGCGGCGGUCGAGACUGCAUCUUGUGGCGGCGGCGGUGCCUAGAUCCGUCACCGACCAUUCGUAGGAUGCCGCUGGUGGUUCAAUUUUCGUCGUUGCCCAUGCGCGGGCAGGCGGUGGUGCCCGGAUCUGUCGCCGGCCGAGUGUGGGCUGGCGGUGGUGCCCAAAUCCCUGUGCUUCAUCGGGGUCGGGUGUGGGCAGCCCCCGACCACAGCCGCCUCCCAUGUACAACACCGCCACGGGCCGAUCUGGUGGGAUCCAUCGAUCCCCGCCUUCGCCGACCACGUCCAGGGACGCCCGACGCCCGGAUCCAAUGCCCCUCGCCAGCGGCCGCCCCAGCGCCAAGCCACGACCCUCGGGAGCUCCUCAUCGUGGAUUCUCCUCCCUGGAGCUCUGUUGCUGUCCCCUGCAGGCACCACUGCUACUCUGACGCGCGGCUGCCGCCGUGGAAAAGGAAGGAGGAGCUCCACCCCAGCUUGUGCGCAGUUCGGCCGGCCAGUCCGUGUAGUCGGAUGGUGCGUUCAUGUAGUGCGGCGCAUGCUUGUGUGCGGUCCACUAGCGCAGGUGGAGGCCGCCCAUGGCUGUCGGUGGCGCCGUGACUCCAAGCAGAUGGCGGUGGAGCAGCCCACUGCAGCAUGUCAUUUCCACCGUGGUGCCCUUCCUGGCUUCCUCCUAUCGCUCUUCCUUUCUCUCUGUGUGGUGCCGGCUGGUGCUGCACCUUGGGGUCGUUCAGUGUGUGGUUUACUGAAAAAACUCUCUUUCAGUCCUUGCAGAUUGACGCAAAUAGGAAAUGAGAGUAGAAAAAAUGGAUGUGGAUGUGCAUGAAUGCUUGUGUCUAAUA